Anolis sagrei ordinatus is the source of this 4588-nucleotide messenger RNA. RefSeq names its product ras-associating and dilute domain-containing protein. Gene Ontology annotation, molecular function: GTPase binding. Gene Ontology annotation, biological process: substrate adhesion-dependent cell spreading; signal transduction; neural crest cell migration. The record is from RefSeq and is a predicted model, not a curated record. NCBI's taxonomy places the organism in Eukaryota, Metazoa, Chordata, Lepidosauria, Squamata, Anolidae. Gene Ontology annotation, cellular component: microtubule.
GGUCAAGCUCCCCCGACCGAAGCAGAAGGAGCGGAUCGAGAGAGCGGGUGCAGAGAGGAAGGAAGGGAUCCAGUGUCUCUCCGGAGGAUCUCUCUUGCAGAACAGCCCCAAGGCAGGACUAUGUUGCAAGGGGAGGAGAGCAGAGCCCGGCCAAGCCAGAACCUAUGACGACCUCCACCACUAUGUUCUACCGGUCGCCUUCCUCGGUGAUGUCUCCACCGUCGAAGAACAAGUUCAAGCGGCAAAGCCGGAUCUUCUCCCAAGUCUUGUACCGGACCCUGAGCUACAAGGACCGCAGCUCGGUGGCUUCUUACCCAACUGAGAGCAAGGACGACCCCUCGGAGCUCUCCACUCAGGUCUCGGCCCCCGGCGUGCUGAAGGUGUUUGGGUGCCACAUCUGUGCAGGCGCCCAUUACAAGAGUGUUUUGGCAACGGGCAGCUCCAGUGCCCAGGAGCUGGUCAAAGAAGCCCUGGAACGCUAUGGACUGGAUAAGGUGGAUGCCGGGCAUUAUGUCCUUUGCGAUGUGAUUGGGAAGUUUUCGGGGUCGGAGAAGCAAUGGCAGAUGGAAGGGCUGAGGGUCCUCCGGGACAACGAGAAACCUCUUCUGAUCCAGGAUCUUUGGAAGCCCCGGGAAGGCUUCUCCAGGAGGUUUGAGCUCCGGAAGCGCUCCGAAGUGGAAGAGCUGGCUGCCAAGGACAAGGACACCAUCACUGCAGGUAUAAAUGCUCAGGCCAGGAAGCUCCAGCGGAACCGCGCCAAAGGCACCAUGACGCUGUUGACGGGAUGCAAAGGCCACACCACGCCACCCGCCCUCCGCCGCACGGUCAGCGAGACCAGCCUCAGCCAGGCGGGCAUGAUGCAGGACAACGGGCAGGAAGAGCAGCAGCAGCAGCAGCAGCUCAAGCGGCAUUACUCCACGUUGCCGGAGACGUUGUGGUGCCUGGAAAGCAGCCGGGAUGGGCCACCCAUCCCCACGGAUGACCAGAACGGCAACAACAUGCGGCACUCCUUGUAUCAGUCCCCACACCUCCUGCUUUUGCAGGGCUACAGCCAGCAACACGACAGUUUGGUUUACAUGCUGAACCGAGACCAGCACACCGUCGGCCAAAGGACGCAAGCCAGCAAACCGAGCAUUAGCCUCUCCGCUCCGGACAUCCUUCCCCUCCACUGCACCAUCCGCCGGGUGAAGACCUCCAGCCGAUCCCGCCACCAUCGCUCGGAAGAGAAGCUGGUCUUGGAGCCCAUCCCUGGGGCCGCCGUCUCCAUCAACUUCUCCGAGGUGGGCCGGACAGUCACGCUCCACCACGGAGACCUCAUCUCCCUCGGCCUCUACUAUUUGCUCCUCUACAAGGACCCCUUGAAAACCCAGCCGCUGCCGGCUCAGACUCUGAUGCGCCUCCGAGCCGUGCGCCGGGCCUCCGAGCCGGAGCUGCCCUCCGGGUGCAAAAUGUGCGGAAACCUCUUGAAAGACAAGGCGGGCCCUUCGUCCAAGAAGCAAGGGGCCCACCACCCACAGGCCCCGUCGGGACGGAGAGGCGGGCGGAGGAAGCUGCAGCUGGAGUUCAACAAGGCCAACGAAGACGUGCUCCUCAAGAGGAUCGUCAGCCUCAUCGAGCCCACGGGAGACGACCACAAGCUGACGCCGGCGUUUCUCCUCUGCCUUUGCGUCCAGCACUCGGCCAACAACUUCAGGCCUGGGGAGUUCGGCCAGUUGCUUCUCAAGUCGGCCAAGAUGAUCCAGAGGACUGUGUGGGAGAAAACGAACGAGCUCGCAGAGAAGCAAUCCCAACACCAGGAUCCAGCAUCGCUGUCCCGUUUCACCAUCACAGACCUCCUCCCGGACCUCCAACACAUCAUCUUCUGGAUGUCCAACUCCAUCGAAGUCCUCUACUUUGUCCAGCAGAAGUCCCCAGUUUACAUCCAAAACAUGGAGGAAGAGUUGGAUAUCAAAGGUUCCAAGGAGUCCCUCUUUUCCCUGACGAUUACUGCCAGCGAGGAAGCCAUGACGGUUCUUGAGGAAGUCAUCAUGUACACCUUUCAGCAGUGUGUCUAUUAUAUAUCCAAGUCUCUGUAUGUAUCCCUGCCGCCCUUGUUGGAAUGCAACCCCUUCCAAAGCGAAGUCCAAGAUGGCUGGCUGUCGUCUCCUCCGUUGCCGGAGGAAAUCCGCAAAGUGGUGCUGAUCUACCAGGCCACUUUGGACCUCCUCCACCAGUAUGAGGUGCACCUGGAGAUUGCCUCCCAGAUGUUUGCCUACCUGUUCUUCUUCUCCAACACCUUGCUCUUCAACCAGCUCAUGGAGAAAGGAUCCUCCCUCGGCUGCUUCCAUUGGUCGAAAGGGGUGAGAGUGAGGGCCACUUUGCGGCUUCUCUUGGAAUGGGCCCAGAGUGUUGGCUUUGGGCAACUGGCGGACCAGUUCUUUGGCAAGCUCUCCAGCGUGGCCAGCCUUUUGGCCAUGCCCAACUCCCAGCUGGUGCAGAUGACCUGGCCCAUGCUGAGAUCUGAAUUCCCAGCCUUGAGUCCUGCCCAACUGCAUCACAUCCUGACCCAGUACCAGGCCUCAUCCGACGUCGGGUGCGUACCUGUCUGGCAACCUGGCAAGGAAGAUAGUCUCUCCGCCUUCAGGACAGACGACAUCCUGGAGUCCUUUGACAACCACCCUCCGAUCAUGCUGCCCAGCGGAGGGUUCAAGGUGGACUUGGAGGUGGACAACCUGGACGACAAUAUUUACCGGCACCUCCUCUACAUCCGCCACUUCCUGUGGAGCCUGCGCAGCAAAAGCCCCCACCCCAGGGACUCCCCAGAAGCGGAGGCACCAAAGACCGAGGCGAUCAGCUGCCAAACCAGCCCCCAAGUGGACUCCAAAACUACAACCACCGGCUUGUCCGUGGUUACAAGCUCCUUUGGUCAGGUGAACCGCAGGCGACCUGUCAGCUAUGCAGAACCAAGGAUCGAAGCCGUCCACAAUGCCAAUGGCUCCGCUCGGGAGAAUGACACCUGCGAGUUGCCGCUUCCUGAGGCUUUGCAGCAGCUCCGCUUGGAGGGGUCGCAGGGCAAGAAUGGCGUCAAGUCAGCCGCGGGGCUGACCGACCCAUCAUGCUUGCUGACCCCGCCAAACACGCCUCUCACCUUCGACUCCACAAGUCUCGAACUUGCUCCAGAGACCCACCUGGGGAAAAGUGUGACGGACCCUCGAAGGAACGGCUUCAGUGGUGCCAAAACCACCACUUCUGAAGGUUCUUCACCAACACCUUACGACUUCCCAACUCCUGCUUCUUCGAGUCGCAGCUCAGCCACCGAUGACUUCUGCUACGUCUUUGUGGUGGAACUGGAAAAGGGACCCAUCGGCUUGGGGAUGGGGCUGAUCGAUGGUCUGCACACCCCCUUGAAUUCUCCCGGGAUCUACAUCAGGACUCUGAUCCAGGACAGCCCUGCAGCAGCCGACGGCAGACUCUCCAUUGGGGACCGGAUCCUGGCCGUCAAUGGCACAAGCCUCAUUGGUUCUGACUACCAGAGUGCAGUGGACCUUAUCCGAUCCGGCGGAAAGAAACUGCGGUUUCUGGUGGCCAAGUCCGACCUAGAGAUAGCCAAGAAGAUCAGCUUUGGGUCUUCCCCUACUCCGUAGAAAGAGCCUGUCCACCUUCACCGGCUGUGGACACUGCAUCAAGGACAACGAAGGUGGCCGGUGGCACAGACAAAUGACAGGCCUGGAACAUUUGGAUCCUGGCCAGGGUUUGGAUUGCAGAAGGUUGUGUCCUGAGGUGGGAAAAUUCCCCAGAAGAGGAUGCAAACCCAGCUGCAUUUAGGGCAAAGAUCUUCUUCUCGCAACCGUUCGUGACCGCACAAGCUUUGAAAAACGCAGCAUCGGACUCUUUCUUCCUCCAAGGAGUAAGUCAUCAUCACAUAGAGCCUUUUAAGUCCAAGUGUCGCUUAUCAGGCUCUGUGUUGAUUCCUAGUUCGUUCCUCCAAACCGUCUUGAUUUCCUCGCAACGUUAAAAAUUGCCUUCAAUUUGUUGGGAGCUCAGGAAUCUCCCUCUCUCUCGACAAAGGGAUGCUCCAGGUCGGUGAACGGGUAAGGAGAGGAUUUAGUUCCUCUUCUGAUCCUGUAUUUUCCUCUCAAUUCAAAGGCAUUCUUUGCUUAUACCUAGUUGGCUCCAUGGGGUGCAAAACAAUCAAAUUGGUACCUUGUAAAUCAGGAAGGAGCUGCUCUGUUUUGCAUCCAGGUGACACCACAUUGAAGCUUUAUGAACGACUCCCCUAUUUUAAAAUUCUGCCUAAACUGCUGCAUAAAAGAUGGAAUACCAUAUUUCCCAGGAAAUAAUCCCUAGCAUGAUUGUUCAGGAGACUCAUCAUAUAUAAGCCCUGUCCCAAAAGGUAAGCCUGGGUUGAGAUUGUCAGCCAAAUGGAUGCAUUUACCAGUAUUUAUAAUUGCAAACUGAUUUUCUGGUCAUGUUCCAGAAGCAUUCUCUCCUGACGUUUCACCCACAUCUAUGGCAGGCAUCUGAGGUUUGUUGGAAACUAGGCAAAUAAGGUUUAAACUAGGCAAGUGGGGUUUAUAAAUCUGUGGAAUGAUGUCCAAUAAUAAAUAAU